This is a messenger RNA of Manihot esculenta (cassava), 1309 nucleotides long. RefSeq names its product trihelix transcription factor DF1-like. The record is from RefSeq and is a predicted model, not a curated record. NCBI's taxonomy places the organism in Eukaryota, Viridiplantae, Streptophyta, Magnoliopsida, Malpighiales, Euphorbiaceae. The coding region runs from base 260 to 1177 and encodes 305 amino acids. The transcript has 2 exons.
UAAUUGCAAAAUGCAAAAGUCUGAAUCAUGGAAGAGUAAAGGGAAACCAUCCUAUCUCCUGUCUCUGUUUCUGUGACAAACUAAACAGCAAAAUUCAGUCCCCCACCACCACCACCCACCACCCACCACCACCACCACCACCAUCUCUCUUUUGUGAUCCACAAAUAACAAAAACCACCAUCUGUUACCUCUCCUCUCUACACUUUCCCUCUUUCCCUCUUCUUCCUCAUAUUCUAUUUUCAUCAUAUGCUUAUACCUUAUGUCCCAACCUCCAACCCCAAUUCCACCCCUCCUACCACCACCACCGCCGCAACCACCCUCGCUUGUCCCCACCACCGCCACUACCUCCACCACCAACCGCGAAUACCGCAAAGGCAACUGGACAAUCCAAGAAACCCUAACCCUAAUCACCGCCAAGAAACUAGAUGACGAGCGCCGCUCCAAACCCUCCACCCAUUCAACAUCCAAGCCAGGUGAGCCCCGGUGGAAAUGGGUUGAGAACUACUGCUGGGCUCAUGGUUGCUUCCGCAGCCAGAACCAAUGCAAUGACAAGUGGGAUAAUCUCCUCCGCGACUAUAAGAAAAUCCGAGAGUAUCAGUCAAGAUCCAACGCCUCUGAUUCCUUCCCUUCCUACUGGACCAUGGAGAGGCAGCAGCGUAAGUUCUACAAUCUCCCUUCCAAUAUGUCCCUCGAGGUUUUUGAAGCUCUUAAUGAAGUAGUUCAAAGAAGAUGCUGUACAACACAACAAAACAUGUCCACCACUUCACAACAACAGCAACAGCAGCAGCAACUUUCAGUUUCUGUUGCUGCUUCUCCACCUCCAGAGACAGUCCGAGAACCUCCACCGGAGCCGGAGAUGGAUCCUCCCGCGGUUUCAGGAUCAGAAUCAUCGGCGACCGAAUCAGGUGACAAACUUGAUGAGGCAGCCACAAAACGAAGGAAAUUUGGGAACAUAGGUUCAAGCAUCAAGCACAGUGCUUCAAUCUUAGCACAGACAAUCAGAAGCUGCCAAGAGAAGAAAGAGAGGCGACAUCAACAGCUAGUGGAGUUCGAACAACGUAGGCUUCAGCUUGAAGAGACAAGAAAUGAAGUGAACCGCCAAGGAAUGGCAAAUCUUGCUGUUGCUAUUACCAAGCUUUCAACUGCCAUUCACUCGCUUAUAUCAGACCAAACAUGAGGAUUAUGAAAAAAAAAAAAAAAAAAAAACUACUCGUAUUUGUUUAUUUAGUUGGGUUGAGAUUAUUUAUGAGACUUGUUAAUUCAGCCAUUCUUCUGGGUAUUUAUACAGUCAGAUUUUAAUUAAUUCUUA